Hibiscus syriacus is the source of this 2491-nucleotide messenger RNA. RefSeq names its product two-component response regulator ORR21-like. Gene Ontology annotation, molecular function: DNA-binding transcription factor activity; DNA binding. Gene Ontology annotation, biological process: cytokinin-activated signaling pathway; phosphorelay signal transduction system. The transcript has 6 exons. Bases 203 to 2212 code for a protein of 669 amino acids. The record is from RefSeq and is a predicted model, not a curated record. Lineage: Eukaryota; Viridiplantae; Streptophyta; Magnoliopsida; Malvales; Malvaceae.
UGUUUUACUCACUUCUCGGUCCCAUCCCGCUUUAAGCCUCUCAAUUUCAACCUCAUUUCUAGGGUUUCCCUUUUCCCUCCGUUUCAAUUGUCGACGUUCGUUGCUUUGUUUUGAUGACUUGGAGCAUUAAGAGGCAGAAAUACUGUAAUUUUAGUUUCUUUUUCCCCUUUCUAAUGAGUGAGUGAGUUGUGUAUUUCUGGAUAUGGUUGCCACGCAGAGAGUGAUGCAGUCGAAUGUGAGUACGAGCGCCGCUACCACCAGCUGCUACGGUGGCUUGUCUUCGUGCAAAGGAGAGGAUGUUAUGAUCGCCGAUCAGUUCCCGGCUGGUUUGAGGGUUCUAGUUGUCGACGAUGACAUUACUUGCUUAAGAAUUCUCGAGCAGAUGCUUCGCCGUUGCCUCUAUAUCGUAACUACUUGCUCCCAAGCCAAAGUUGCCCUCAGCCUUUUACGGGAGAGAAAAGGAUGCUUUGAUGUGAUACUAAGUGAUGUUUAUAUGCCAGAUAUGGAUGGUUAUAAACUUCUCGAACAUGUUGGGCUUGAAAUGGAUCUUCCAGUAAUUAUGAUGUCGGCUGAUGGGAGAACUAGUGCUGUUAUGAAGGGGAUUAGACACGGGGCCUGUGAUUAUUUGAUUAAACCCGUACGUGAGGAAGAGUUAAAGAAUAUAUGGCAGCAUGUUGUUAGGAAGAAAUGGAAUGGAAAUAAAGAACUAGAACAUUCAGAAAGCUUAAGUGAUGCUGAUAGGCACAGACAGGGUAAUGAUGAUGCUGAAUAUGCUUCUUCUGUCAAUGAUGCAACAGAUGCAUCAUUGAAACAUCUUAAAAAGAGGAGCAAUACAAAAGAAGAGGAUGAUGGUGAAAUCGACAAUGAUGAUCCAUCCACUUCAAAGAAACCACGAGUCGUUUGGUCAGUGGAGCUGCAUCAACAAUUUGUUAGUGCUGUAAACCAGCUGGGGAUUGAUAAGGCUGUUCCCAAGAGAAUUCUUGAGCUGAUGAAUGUGCCUGGUUUAACUAGAGAAAAUGUUGCAAGCCAUUUGCAGAAAUUCAGACUAUACUUGAAGAGAAUAAGUGGAGUGACUCAACAAGGUGGUAUUUCAAAUCCACUUUGUGGGCCAGUAGAACCAAAGGUUAAAAUUUGUUCACUUGGGAGAUUUAACGUCCAAUCAUUGGCGGCCUCUGGACAAAUUCCUCCACACUCCUUAGCAGCCUUCCAUGCUGAGCUCCUAGGUCAACCAACUGGUAAUUUAGCUACAGCCAUGGACCAGCCAGCUCUUCUUCAAGCAUCCCUUCAAGGGCCCAAGUCGAUUCAAGUUGACCAUGGUGUCACAUUUGUUCAUCCUUUACUAAAAUGCAAAUACAGCAGUUUCAAACACUUACCACAAUCCUUUGCCCCUGUCGAAGAUGCUUCUUCUGGAUUCAGAGGAUGGCCCUCGAAUAACAUCUGUACAGCAGGACCUGGUAAUAUCGGAGGGUUAAGUUCUCAGAAUGGUAACAUGCUUAUUGAUUUGUUGCUGCAAAAUCAACAACUCCAGAAAUCACAGCAGCAACCUACUGUUCCUGAGCUUUGCCCUUCGAUCAACGUGCAGCCAUCUUGCCAUGUUGCACCGUCUCAGUCAUCUGCUAGUUUUCAGGUAGGAAAUAGUCCCAUUUCUGUGACCCAGAAUGGCAGCUUUAGUAGGACUUCUGGUAUUGGUUACAAUCUUCUUUCGUCUCAAUCAAAUUGUUCUUCAUCGAGUAUCGGGCAAGUCUCUGAUGUUAAUCUCCAAAGUACUGGUGAUAUUUGUGGCUAUAUUCUCCCUGCUGCUGUUUCUCCAUCUGUUUCAUCCUGCUCAGUAAAUGCUGAAAAUUGUGCUAGUCAGCAAGUUCAAACCUCAAGCAUGACAUUUAAAACACCCAGGAAUUUUCCAGGAUUUGUACAUAGCACGAGCAAUAUUCAGGAUUCCUAUGGUUCUACCAAGACUGGAGAUUUUCUUGAUCAAGCACCUUUUAGUAAUCUUGGAUAUAUCAACAAAGGAACCUGUCUCCCUUCCCGGUAUCCUGUUGAUGGAUUUCAGUCACCUUUGAGCAGCUCUAGCCUUGGAAAGGUUUUCAGUGAGAACUUUGGUACCAGAGUGAAGCGGGAGCCAAAUAUGGAGUUUGGGGAUAAUGCGAAAGUGGGAAUACCAAUGCUACAGCAAUUUCCUCCAAAUGAUCUCAUGAGUGUUUUCACUGAAUAGGCUUGCAUUGUAUGGUGAGAACAAAGACUUAUCUUAGUUUUCUUGUGUGGUUAGCCGUUCAGAUAGUUUCCAUUUGAAGUCUUAGUAAUAUGAAGCUACUUGGUAUAUGGAAAUUCCAAAAGAGCAGGAAUUGAAUUCUGCUCUCUUUUGUACAUUUCCGGUGACGGUGUAGGCAUUCCACGCGUCUAGCCUAGAAUGAUAGUAUGUGGUAAUUAGUCUGCAGGAAAAAUAAGUUGGGAGAUGGCUUGCUUGUAUGUAUUUAUGUUCAAAUAUUAUGAC